This is a messenger RNA of Aspergillus pseudotamarii, 559 nucleotides long. RefSeq lists its product as uncharacterized. The record is from RefSeq and is a predicted model, not a curated record. The annotation marks the transcript as partial. The transcript has a single exon. NCBI's taxonomy places the organism in Eukaryota, Fungi, Ascomycota, Eurotiomycetes, Eurotiales, Aspergillaceae.
CUUUGCAUAGCACUCAAUCUCUUCAAGACCUCUGGAGCCCUAGUCUCCACAAAUUCCCGUUCAAAACGCGAUGUCUUCUCUGCUUGGCACUCUGACCAACAACCUUCAUACACCAGACAACUUAUUCUACUCCAAGAACAGUCACCCCAUAGCCAUACACGAUCCGGAAUCUGCUGCAAGCUCUCCACCCGAAAAGACCCUCCCAGUACCGAUGUCGCAUCAUGACCAUCCCUUAAUCUUGCCUCCUGCGACGGACUUCGACACGACACAUAAACCUACUCGAGAAUCCCCGGCGCGUUCGCACCGGGGCUCACCUUGGAGACCAGUGAGCGCGUCUAGCAGUAGCCACCAAUGGGGUAGCUACAAAGGACUCGAUAAGGACGCGCUCAGCUCUCUUCAGGAAUACUGCAGCUCGUUUGAUCAAGUCAGGCUUCUGAAGCGGGGAUUACAGACCUUGACGUGAUAUUUUCUAUGUUUUCUCCUGAGAACACGGUUCGUUAGGCGUUCUUGGGGAGUGGGGAUUUGUAUUUGGUGAUCGGGUUAUAUAAUUCUAGCACGG